This is a messenger RNA of Heteronotia binoei (common prickly gecko), 1817 nucleotides long. RefSeq names its product prostaglandin E receptor 3 (gene PTGER3). The transcript has 2 exons. The coding region runs from base 49 to 1230 and encodes 393 amino acids. Lineage: Eukaryota; Metazoa; Chordata; Lepidosauria; Squamata; Gekkonidae. The record is from RefSeq and is a predicted model, not a curated record. Gene Ontology annotation, biological process: adenylate cyclase-activating G protein-coupled receptor signaling pathway; intestine smooth muscle contraction; positive regulation of cytosolic calcium ion concentration. Gene Ontology annotation, cellular component: plasma membrane. Gene Ontology annotation, molecular function: prostaglandin E receptor activity.
GGCGCGCCGGAGAGCCCCAACGGCUGGCUCGAGGCGCACCGCCAUGGGAUGGGACCAGAGCGCCGUCUGCCUGCUCCCGGCACCUCCGUCGCCGCUGCCUUUUCCUUCGCACCUCCACCAAGCAACAUGACUCUGUGCGGGCUCUGCCAGGAGCGGCUCAACGCCACCACCAUGGCUCUUCUUGGCAACGCCACGGCUCCGUGUGGCUCCGUCUCCAUCGUGUUCCCCCUAACGAUGAUGAUCACGGGCAUCGUGGGCAAUGGGCUGGCGAUGCUUUUGGUGUACCAAGCCUAUCACAAGAAGGAGAAUCAAAGGAAGAAGUCUUUCUUGCUGUGCAUCGGCUCCCUGGCACUGACCGAUCUCACUGGACAGCUGGUGACAAGCCCCAUUGUCAUCUCGGUGUACUUAGCUAACCGGAACUGGGACAAGGUGGACCCGUCUCUGAAACUGUGCACCUUCUUUGGCAUGUGCAUGACUGUCUUUGGGCUGUGCCCUCUCUUCAUCGCCAGCGCCAUGGCUGUCGAAAGGACUUUGGCCAUCCGAGCCCCGCACUGGUACUCUGGCCACAUGAAGACCAGGGUGACCAAAUCUGUCAUUCUCAGCGUGUGGCUGGCUAUCUUUGCUUUUGCACUCUUGCCCAUCAUUGGGGUGGGGAAGUACAGUCUCCAGUGGCCAGGUACCUGGUGCUUCAUUGGCACUGGGGAUGAUGACAGUUCUGGGAUGGGCAGCUCAGUCUUUGCUUCGAUUUUUGCUUUCUUGGGGCUCUCCUCCCUUGUUAUCACUGUGGCAUGCAACAUGGCGACAAUUGUUGCUUUGGUUUGUCGGUGCCGAACCAAAAGCUCCAGGUCUCGAUCCAGGAGACAGUGGGGCAGGAUCACCAUGGAAACUCUGAUCCAGCUGCUGGGUAUCAUGUGCGUCCUCUUUGCCUGCUGGUCCCCUCUUUUGAUUAUCAUGUUGAAAGUCACCUUCAGCCCUAUCUCUAUGAAUCAAUGUGAAACAGCCUGCAAUCAAACAAGCACAGAACUUCACAAAGAGUGCAAUUUCUUCUUGACCGCAAUCCGCUUGGCCUCACUGAAUCAGAUCUUGGACCCCUGGGUUUAUCUGCUGUUUAGGAAGAUUCUCCUGCAAAAGGCUUGCCAGGUAGCAAAUGCCAUCUCUUGCCACUCUAAGGAUGGAUGGAAAGGGCAGCCCAUCAUAUUGUCGGACAAAAUCAGCCACACAACAGCUUGAAGCAACUUGCAUGUAAACAACUUUUGGUUCAUCACCAUAUUUUGCUGUGAAUUAGGGCAUCAGAGAUAUGUCCUCUACAUAUACAUUAUAAGGAAGUGAUAUAUUUGGUCAUCUUUUAGGUGUAUAUAUAUUUUUUCCUUGUCUGAAGGAAAUAGUUACAUUAUUAAGAAAUGGGAAUGCUGUAGGUAACAAUGUACAAGUCAUGUGUCUUUUGUAAUUCAUAGCCCAGAAUGCAAUUUUUUUGUGCAUGUACCAAAGACAUCCUUUGGAUUUUCCUGCAACAUGGGAUAAAAACCCAUAAUGUUUAAAAUGGAACUAUGAAUGUAGAUUGAGUGUGAAAUAAGUUAUUUAAAAGACUGGUUUUAAAAUGGUCAGACAUUUCCAGCCUUCUUUUUUUUACAUUGAAAAAGAAAGAAAAAUUGGUUCAUGUUAAUCCAGGGAGAGGGAGAAGAAACUGAAGAACAGAAAAUAUUGUUGUAUAUAUUGAUGAUUUUGCUGUUUUUGUAACAAGAGAUCAGUGAAAUGCAUGGAGUUGCCAUACCAUUUAUUAAUCAUCAAUAAAUACUAAGGGUAUUUUCAAAUGCUAA